Physella acuta is the source of this 1729-nucleotide messenger RNA. RefSeq lists its product as uncharacterized. Lineage: Eukaryota; Metazoa; Mollusca; Gastropoda; Physidae. The record is from RefSeq and is a predicted model, not a curated record.
UUCUUCUCUGGAGGUCUGUGUUGAGGGUCCAUACACCAGCACAGUAGGACAAACAACAGCCACAACAACCAAUGACCGCAUGAGUCUAACUAUUGUGCUACCAGCGGUCAGCGGUCAAAGCCAGCGUAUGCUCAUAGCAGGGGUCAAAUUAAGGGUUCGCACAUAGCCAGGGGAUCAAAUUAAGGGUUUGAUAUUGCACAACUUGCGCACUAAAUGAAUGUAUUACCCGCACCGCACUACACCGUGAUUAGAUAACCAUAAAGGACGCGAUAAAUGGAAGACGGAAAUGUUUGAGACUAAAUUAACAAGAGCUGUUAUCAUUUUGUCGAGUUUUCUAGCCUUAUAUACUGCUACAUCAGAGGCGGGCCGCAGUGAAAUCCUACAGAGGCUGAAAGACAAAUCCUGGCCUUGGUUUGGGGACAGUUAUCAACGGGACUGUCCUGAUUCAACUCAAAAUCCCACUCGAUGUUUUAACAUCAGGCCACAAGCAGAGUCUGUGUUAGAACGAGCAGGACUACCCAGCAACAUCACCCUCACCACAGACCUGGACGUUGUGUUUUCUAGCCCCAAAGAAAAAGUGGACGUAUGUGGCAAAUCACAAGAGAUGGACGCUGUGAAAGCCUUCAGGCUAAAUGAGAAUGGUCAAGAGGUCAAAUCUCAACUUGAGCUUGGGUCUCAAAUCUAUCGACGACCGCCAAGAGUAAAUUGGAGUCCAAAUUUUAAUAAAACCGACACAUUUACUCUAAUUAUUUACGACGUGGGUCUGCUUAAAGUUAGAGCAUUUUGGAGUUCAAUCAAGCAAAAGAAUGGAACUUUUCAAGGAAAGACGUCCGCUUUUUAUCAGCCCCCCGCCAACCCGUCACCAAUCGUCAACCCGAUAUUGAUUAUCCUAUUAAAAAAAGACAUCUAUGAUUAUUGGCACCAGUAUAGAAAAAGGCCGACAAAAGAAACAGCCAUUGCGGUCCGAGAGAAAAUGAUGACUAUGUUCGGAGACGGCGCAGACGUGGUAGGCCUCCAGGUGUUUUACACUGACGGAUCUUCUAUGUUUGAAAAGUAUAUGGCUUGUACCGAGGGGUACAUCUGUGACAAGACUUGUACACAGAAGUUUCGAGAAUAUGCUGACAACGAAAAGAUAAAAAAUCAAUUUGUUAAUCUUGACUUGAGUGGAAUUGACAUGUACGUAAAUAUGUAUUUCUACGCCUUCUUUGCUGGUGCUUUUGAAAUCGAUUGCUGCCAUGGUAUAAAUCGUAACUCGAGACCCGGGAGUCAUCGGGGAAUACCAGGCGAUGAUUUUAAAGUGGAUAGCUAUGAAAGAUUAUGUGAGUGGAAAUGUCAUGGCAACAGGGAGAUCGAGAUAUCAAGCACUGAGUUGAACAUUUACGGCGACAACAACCUCUACACAUUUUUCGGUGUAGUCACUAACAACAUGGGAGAUUAUCGUGUACAAACGAUUUAUAAGCUGCUCAACGUGAGACUUACUGCUGGGUACUUGCUCCUGCGACACCUUUCAAGAAAGUUGUCUUUUGCUGUGUGCAGUCCAUAUGUGGACCUUCAAGGAAACGCCACAUUGUUGGGUGACUUCAUUGGAGGAGAGACUGAAGACUACAUAGAUCCAAGAAUUGAGGGCAACGAUGAUUUCAUCUUGAUGGGUAACAGCACGAAGCGGCUGUUUUUCUUGCUGUUCUCAUCGGUCGACCAGCAAAAUGGUGAACCUUCGUCUGACAGGUAG